Molecule: messenger RNA, 4386 nt
Organism: Scomber japonicus (chub mackerel)
Lineage: Eukaryota; Metazoa; Chordata; Actinopteri; Scombriformes; Scombridae
Gene: znf536
Product: zinc finger protein 536
Exons: 4
Coding region: 1-4386 (1461 amino acids)
Biological process (GO): regulation of DNA-templated transcription
Cellular component (GO): nucleus
Molecular function (GO): DNA-binding transcription factor activity, RNA polymerase II-specific; RNA polymerase II cis-regulatory region sequence-specific DNA binding
Source: RefSeq, a predicted model, not a curated record
AUGGAGGACUCUAGUUUGUGCCUUGGUGUGUCGUCGGCGGUGACUGACGCUGAUGCCCAUCUGAGCAGUGCAGUGUUAAAUGGCCGCUACCCUAUCAGUCAAAAACUUCACCAGCUUACUGCCCAGCUAGGACACGCCUUUCCUGACCUACAUCGCCCUCAGCAGAUUCCCGAAGAGAAGGCAGCCACGCCUUUGGAUGAAAAGACCCACCACGCAGCCCUGGCCAGUCAACCUAUCAGCAGUCAGAUGGCCCUAUUAGCCAAUCAGCUCAACCGAGACAUUGAUGCGGGAGCUCUAAGUGGGUUGAACGGUCGUGUUGAUCUGCAGCAGUUUCUCAACGGCCAGAACUUGGGCAUCAUGUCCCAGAUGAACGAUAUCGAAGAUGACGCCCGCAAGAACAGGAAGUAUCCGUGCCCACUGUGCGGCAAGCGCUUCCGUUUUAACAGCAUCCUGUCGCUGCACAUGCGCACACACACAGGAGAGAAGCCCUUCAAGUGUCCAUACUGCGAUCACCGAGCAGCUCAGAAAGGCAACUUGAAGAUCCACCUCCGCACCCACAAGCUGGGGAACCUCGGUAAGGGGCGCGGUCGCGUCCGCGAGGAGAACAGGCUGCUCCACGAGCUAGAGGAGAGGGCCAUCCUGAGGGACAAGCAGAUGAGAGGGAGCGGAAGUCUUCUCCAGACACCUCAGACGCCCCAUCUGAGUCUCAACAGCAGCGCUAACACCCAACAGCCGCAACUGAGCUCCGCCUGCGCCCUCCUUCCCCCGUCGAGCCUUGCCACUCAAGAAACAAUUUCCCAGCCUUCUUCUUCACCCAAACCGACUGGCACCCAAGAUGAACAGUCCCUGAACCCGACCACGGGCUUCCGCUGCACCUUCUGCAAAGGGAAGUUCAAGAAGCGCGAGGAGCUGGACCGCCACAUCCGCAUACUCCACAAACCCUACAAAUGUACACUGUGCGAGUUUGCUGCCUCCCACGAAGAGGACCUGAUAAGUCAUGUGGAGAAGGCCCAUAUUACAGCUGAGAACACACAGGGCCAGGGUGCCGGUGGUGCCGGCGGCAAUCAACCGGCCACUGAAUUCCGCUGUGAUGUGUGUGGCCAGGUUUUCAGCCAAGCCUGGUUCCUCAAGGGCCACAUGCGCAAGCACAAGGACUCCUUUGAACACUGCUGCCAAAUCUGUGGCCGCCGCUUCAAGGAACCGUGGUUCCUCAAGAAUCAUAUGAAGGUGCAUCUGAAUAAGCUGGCCAUAAAGAACAAGCCACCCCCGCCCAGCGAGCAGGACAUGGCUAACGUCAACAGCAUGAGCAACCUGGCGCAGGAAGCUCACGCCAACCUUUACUCUCGCUACAUCUCCUGUCUUCAGGGAGGCUUCCUUUCACCAGACAAACAGGGCCUGAGUGAGCAGCACCAAAUGUUGGCUAAAGCAGGGAUAGCCAUGAAAGAAAAGGAGAUGUUAGGGAAGCUAUUGGGGCCAAUGGCAGCAGGUAUGGGCCACGGGCUGGGCGAAAAUGAGAAGCGCUCACUCCUGGGCUGUCUCAACCUCGUGCCACCACUCAAGUCGAGCUGCAUGGAGCGCCUCCAGGCAGCUGCGAAAGUGGCAGAGAUGGAUUCCCUCAAUAGCUACCAAGCCUGGCAGAUAAUGGCUCGUGGCAUGGCUAUGGACAGGGCUUUCAUGCCUAAGGAGCAGCAGCAACAACACCAGCACCAUAUAAUCCCUGGGCAAGAAGAUGAGAUGAGUGGUGCCGGUGCCAUGGCAUCCUUCUCAAAGGAGAAACAAGACUACUCUCUGAUUACUUCCACUGAUAACUCCAAGCAGAAGCAGCUCUCUGAGGCCUUGCAGGGAUCCAAAGCUGCAAGUGGUGCCCCAAUGUCCAUGAAGGAAGAUGGAAGAGGCUUUGACAGUCACCGUGACUUGAUGUCUCACCAUGGCGGCGUAGAGACUCCUGGUGGCCUGGCUGGCUUGGGGAGCCCCAACAUUGACUACAGCCUCCCCAGCCUGAAGGAGAAGCCCUCAGAGUGCCCUGACUGCGGCCGGGUCUUCAGAACCUACCAUCAGAUGGUCGUCCACUCGCGCGUCCACGGCAAAGACAGGAGAGUCAUGGAGGAAGCGAUCCAACAACAGAGUCUGGACGAACGCCGCGGGUCAGCCAGCGAUCCCGAAUCCCAGUCCAUCAGCCGCUCCACCACCCCCGGAUCAUCCAAUGUGACGGAGGAGAGCGGAGCCGGAGGAGGACACUCCCAGACUGGAAGCGUCCAGGAUGACAGCCCACAUCCCUCCUCACCAUCUUCAGAUGUUGGGGAGGACCUGGGGAAGGCAGCGGGGAGCGUUCAGCCGUCUCUGUCCCAGCACCGCGAGAGGAGUCUGGCUUCGUCCUCCAAGGAUUGCCCCUACUGCGGCAAGUCCUUCCGCACCUCCCAUCAUCUCAAAGUCCACCUGCGGAUACACACAGGAGAGAAACCCUACCGGUGCCCUCAUUGUGACUAUGCUGGCACCCAGUCUGCCAGUCUGAAGUACCACCUGGAGCGCCACCACCGCGAGCGUCAAAAUGGCUCCACCACCUCAGGCCCAUCCUCUGGCCACACCCCUUCUUCUGACCACAAAGAGGAUCACGGGAAGACGGCCGGCGGUGGCAUCUUCGCCCGCCCAGAUGUCCUCCGUAAUGUUUUCAAGGGGAUGCCUCCCAACUUAGACUUCAGGGCAGGCCCGUUGCUGCCGCAUCAGUGGGCGUCUGCCGGCAUUAUGUCCCCACAUGACCGGGAGCGGGAGCGUGAACGCGGAGACCGCCAUUUUGACUCCGUCUCCUCAGCCGAGAACAUGAAGACUGCCGAUGGCCCAUCCUCCCUGGCCCCAACAGCAACAGAGAGCCCUGCCAGCUUCUCAGAUCUAAGCAGGGCCUACCAAAGUAUGAUGGGAAAUGGAGUUCACUUUCAAGGGUCUCUCCAGGCCUUUAUGGACAGCUUUGUCCUCAGCUCCAUGAAGAAAGAUAUGAAGGACAACCAGAGCCCAGUCCAGCUCCAGGCCCAGCGCUAUCAUGAUAACGGUGAGCCCAAAGCCAAGCGAGCCACCUCAGCUGACCAGGACAGAGAAGAGAAAGCUGAACCCAAGCAGAAAUCAGAGCCAGGCAAGCCUGGGUCCCAGUAUGAACCGCUGGAUCUGUCUGUGUCGGUCCGGCCUGAGUCUGCAUCAGGUUCUCUCCCUGGCUCCUCAGUCACCAUCCACGAUAAUGUGGCCUGGCAUGGCUGCCUCUUCUGCUCCUUCUCCACCUCUUCAUUGGAGCUCAUGGCUUUGCACCUCCAGGCCAACCACCUGGGUAAAGCCCAAUCACAGCGGUCUGACACAGUCAAGGAGCUUCAUGGAGAGGCUUCCUCCACCCAUCCAUCCUCCAACACCAAGACGUCUGGUGUGACCCCUGAUAAAGAUGGAGACAGAGAUGGAGAGAAAAGCCAGUUAAGCUGGAACAACCACAUGGACCAGCCUUACAACCCCUUCCAGAGUGACUUCUACAGGCGGUUUGGUGGAUUGUAUGAUGGAUCCCCAAGGGCCCUCCAAAGCCUUCAAGGCUAUAUGACCCCAGCAGAGCAGGGCCUUGACUUACCCAGCCAGGUAUUCAUAGGAGCAUCUUCAGCUGGGGAUAACCAGAUUGGUGAAAGGGGCUCCUGUGGAGAUGCUGAGGAGGACCAGGUUGGAUCUGAUGAUGAGAUUGUAAAAGCCGGGGUGCGCAGUGGCAGCGAGACACCUUCGACCACCCCUAAGAGACAGCAGCAACAUCACUCCGAUGAAGAAGAGGAGGAGAGAAGAGUGGCUGAAGAGGAGGAGGAGAGAGAUGAGGAUGGGCAAAUGGACAUGGAGAGAGAUGAAGAAGGAAGUCCAGUUUCAGACCACCUCCAGAACCACCCCAAACAGCUCCAAGAUGACUCCUCUCUUCCGCUGAGGAGCGGGGCUGGUUUGGCGACGUCUUCCUCCGCCAUGACACCACUUUCUCUCGUUCCUCCAACCCAAAACCAAGCUUUGCCCCUGGAGAAGCACUGGCAGCAGGGCCUGGGCCUCCUGUCUCCCGGAGGUCCUCCAGGACUGUUGAAGGCCGAGCAGCAGACCCACCUAGAGCAGCAGAUGAACAUGCUGUCUGUCCUCAGAGCCUACAGCAAUGACAACCUCCCCGCAUUCAACGGCCUGGGAGGUGGAGCAGGAGGAGCACCCACAGGGGGCAUGAAGAGACCAGAUGCACCUGUGCAUCUGUGGGUAGGAGAGGAGGACCAGCCCAUGACCCAUGACCCCGCGCUGACCCACGACCCCAACCAUCUUAACAACGAGCUUAACCACCCUAACAACCAUAACCUAGGCGACCACGAGGGGCUGGACGCCCACGCUGUAAACAAAGACUAA